Molecule: messenger RNA, 806 nt
Organism: Alosa sapidissima (American shad)
Lineage: Eukaryota; Metazoa; Chordata; Actinopteri; Clupeiformes; Clupeidae
Product: tetraspanin-8-like
Exons: 9
Coding region: 129-806 (225 amino acids)
Cellular component (GO): membrane
Source: RefSeq, a predicted model, not a curated record
GUAGUGCUGAUGAGUAGUUAGGAGACGGGGAGGCUGAGAUAUUGUUCCAAACUCCGGUAAUUUAUUUCUCAAAGGAUGUACAGGCUGAGGUACGGGUAGCAGGAGGUGUCCACUACGCGGGUCCGGUUAUGAUAGGCAUUCUGCUUAUUGUUCUCGGUAGGAUUGCAAGCUCCAGGGUUACGGAAGAAGAGCGAAGUGGAAUGGUAAUGGUUUACCUUCUAGGUGGAGCUAUCGCUGUCAUAUCCUGGGUUGGAGUGUUCGGUGCAAAACGACAGAAGACGUGUGCCUUGAAAAUGUUUUCUGGACUUGUAUGUAUUGGGAUGGUCAUCUGUGUAGUUGGAGGCCUGUACAUAGCAAAACAAAGGUCCAUGAUCACUGGAGCUUUUGAAGAACUGUCCGAAGAUGCAAACAUGAAAGAGAUAAUUAAAGUUGCUCAAGCUGAAUAUAAGUUUGAAUGUUGCGGAACAAGUAAGGACUACACGGACUGGGGCCCAGAAAUUCCAGAUUCCUGCCAUUGUGCUGCAGUCCAUCAAGGCACUGCAACAUGUUACCAAGUGGAGGUGACCAGAGAGUUACAACCGUGGAUGUCUGAACCAGUUGAGGUCUACAAAGAGUCAUGUGUUCCUUACCUGUUGCGGAUUGUGAAUAAAGGGAUUGAUAUCUUGGUUAGGAUAUGCUUCGGAUUUGCACUAGUGGCGCUCAUUGGAAUGAUCAUGGCCUUAGUCAUGGUCUCACAAAUCAAUAGCGUCAAUGAAGACCCCAGAGGUCCUCCACAUCAUGCUCUCCAAAGAUCAGCGUUUGUCUGA